Messenger RNA from Ilex paraguariensis (yerba mate), 648 nucleotides. The record is from the annotation of a GenBank genome assembly. NCBI's taxonomy places the organism in Eukaryota, Viridiplantae, Streptophyta, Magnoliopsida, Aquifoliales, Aquifoliaceae.
AUGAACACAUCAACCAACAUCAUGAUGAAGAAGAAAACCCAGGGCCGAAAGAAGAUCGAAAUCAAGAAAAUAGAAAAACCAAGCAACAGGCACGUCACCUUCUCCAAGCGCCGCUCCGGCCUCUUCAAAAAGGCCGGCGAGCUUUCCAUCUUAACCGGCGCAGAAGCAGCCAUUAUCGUUCAGUCUCCGGGAGGACGUGUAUUCGCUUUUGGCCACCCGAGUGUCGACGCCGUCGUCGACCGCUACCUCGCCGGAAGCUCCGGCUCUCAGCAUUCUGUGGAAGACGCCAUUAACGACGAUCACAUGCAUGAGUUCAAGAAACGUUAUUCUGAAGUUUCUGAAGAUUUGGAGGCGGAGAGGAAGAGAAAAGUGGCGGUUGAAGAAGCGAAGAGGGUGAGUAGUGGUGGGUAUUGGUGGAAUGAACCAGUUGAUGAUUUAGGGUUAGAGGAGCUUGAGAGGUACAUGGCUUCAUUGGAAGAGUUGAAGAAGAAGAUGACCAUGAGAGCUGAUGAGUUGAUGAUGAAUAGAAUUUCUUCAUCGAAGUCAUCGUUUUUGGAGGUGAAUCGAGCCCCAAAUAACAUAGGGCUGGCUGAUUAUGGUGAUGCUAUGAUUCCUCGUGGCUUUGUCCAUGGACAUGGGCAAAUUUGA